AUGGUUCCCAAGUAUUUCACACGCACGGCUGGGCUGUUGUUUUUCACCACCACUACUACUUUCUUUGUCGGCAGUAGUGCUCAAGAGGUCGUCGUGGUUACGGUCGAACAAACUGCAGACGCAGCCACCACGUCAACGGUAUGGGCAACACCGACAAUCCCCAGUCCGGCCUCCUACACCUCGCUCGACGAUUUCAAGGACACCGUGCUGCAGGUCAGCAACGAUUACCGCAACGCCCACGAUGCAAGCCCACUAGUCUGGAACGAGACGCUGGUGGAGUACUCGCGGGACUGGGCAGAAGCCUGUAUCUGGAAACAUUCGAACGGCCCCUAUGGCGAGAACCUCGCAUACGGCUAUUCUAAUGCCUCGGCUGCAGUGGCUGCCUGGGGCGAUGAACGCACGCAAUACGACUUCGGCAAGCCGACCGGCUUUACGGAGGCGACGGGCCAUUUCACGCAGUUGGUAUGGCGGUCCACGACGGAGAUGGGAUGCGCAGCGGUCAACUGCGGAUACACGGAAGACCAGAACUCGCAUCAUGUUCGACGCAGCCCGGACGGAAAAUCUCGCGCCCAGGGCUGGUAUGUGGUGUGCGAGUAUACGCCGGCAGGGAAUGUGGUGGGCAGACAUGACAAAUUCUUCAAGUUGAAUGUGAAGGCACGUACCGUGUCUGAGACGUCUGCUGCGUCGACUCCGUCUAUUGCGUCCACUGGAUCGGGUGUUCAGCCGACAGGUGGCGCGCGAGUGCGGGUUGGCGUGGACUCGACAGUGGGGGUGAUGCUGCUGGCGCUGGGGACGGUGGGAGUGGGAAUGGGCCUGUAUACGUAA
Penicillium alfredii is the source of this 825-nucleotide messenger RNA. RefSeq names its product putative extracellular SCP domain protein Pry1. Bases 1 to 825 code for a protein of 274 amino acids. Lineage: Eukaryota; Fungi; Ascomycota; Eurotiomycetes; Eurotiales; Aspergillaceae. The record is from RefSeq and is a predicted model, not a curated record. Gene Ontology annotation, cellular component: extracellular region. The transcript has 2 exons.